GAUCAUGGCUCCACUACAGCCAUCCUCCGCGGGCUUAACCGGUAUGUCACGGCCAGCGACCUCCUGCGUCUGCUGGACUACUUUCCGCCGCAUAUGGAACGCCGCGUGUACGACUUCGUGUACGUGCCAUGGGCAACGGGCGGCACGGCCAAUAUAGGUCUUGCGUUUGUAAACUUUGAAGAACACUGGCACUGCCGCCAAUUUCUUCAGUGUCUUCGAUCGGCGCCAAAUCAAAGGCGUUUGUUGCAGUGGGGUGUGCGCUCAGUCGGUCAAUCCAUGAUCCAGGGGCGCGGUGGCAAUUUAGAGGCUAUUUGCCAGAAGAGGGGCCUCGCCGGGAUGACGGACGAGGAUGCCCCUCUCGUCUUCCACCAAGGCAAGACCGUCUCUGCAACUUGGGCAUUGGAACAGCAUCGCCUCGAAAGACAAAGCCGGAGGACCCCACAAGAAGGAGUGAGAAGCCUCCAAUCCUCGAGGAUGCAGCUCGGGAUGGACAACGACAGGUUCGAGCCUGGAGUCUUCAAUUCGUCGUUGCAGCACGCCAGCCCAG
Molecule: messenger RNA, 547 nt
Organism: Symbiodinium sp. CCMP2456
Lineage: Eukaryota; Dinophyceae; Suessiales; Symbiodiniaceae
Source: the annotation of a GenBank genome assembly